AUGGUUUCCAUCGACCAUGUCGCUAGCAAAAUACUGACUUACAUCCCAUAUGUUCUUGUUUUGAUUGAUAUGAGAUAUGAAGGAGUGAAAUGUGGCAGGGACGGGAGUGUGGACAAUCAUAUGGAGAUGGGGAAGAAACUGCUCGCUGCUGGCCAGCUAGCCGAUGCCCUCUCUCAUUUCCAUGCUGCUGUGGAUGGAGAUCCCAAGAACUACAUGGCCUACUACAGGAGAGCUACAGUAUUUUUGGCAAUGGGGAAGUCAAAGUCUGCACUGCCAGAUUUGAGCAAAGUUAUUGAACUAAAACCAGACUUCACAUCUGCACGCCUUCAGAGAGGAAAUCUCCUUCUGAAGCAGGGGAGACUAGAUGAAGCAGAGAGUGACUUUAAGAAAGUGCUGAAGUCCAACCCUAGCGACAAAGAGGAGAGGGAAGCCCAGAGUCUGCUGACAAAGUCGGAUGAAAUUCAGCGGCUGGUGGCUCAGGCACGCAGCAGCUUCGACAGCCAGGAUUAUGUGACAGCUGCUGUCCAGCUUGACACUGUCAUUGAGACUUGCGUUUGGGACGUGACCUCUCGUGAGAUUCGAGCAGAGUGUUUUAUUCAAAUGGGAGAGAUGGGAAAGGCCAUCAGUGACCUCAAAGCUGCAUCCAAGUUAAAGAGUGACAAUACCCAGGCUUUCUACAAACUCAGCACCAUCUACUAUAAUCUUGGAGACCAUGAGAUGUCCCUCACUGAGGUGCGUGAGUGCCUGAAGCUUGAUCCUGAUCACAAACAGUGUUACAGCCAUUACAAGCAGGUCAAGAAGCUCAACAAACAGAUCCAGUCUGCAGAGGAACUCAUCCAAGAGCAGAGGUAUGAAGACGCAGUGAGCAAAUAUGAGGCAGUGAUGAAGACCGAGCCCAACGUGCGCCAUUUCUCUCUCCUUGCCAAGGAGCGUAUGUGCCAUGCGCUGGCACAGGGCCAGCAGGCUAACAGAGCUAUCUCAGUGUGUGGCGAAGUCCUCCAGUCGGACCCGGAGAACGUUAACGUGCUGAAAGACAGAGCUGAGGCCUAUGUCCAAGAGGAAGAGUAUGAGGAAGCUAUUAAGGACUAUGAGACUGCUGCGAAACACAGCGAGAAUGACCGUCAGAUAAAAGAAGGUCUGGAGAAAGCUCAACGACUUCUCAAACAGUCUCAGAAGAGGGAUUAUUAUAAGAUCCUGGGAGUGAAGAGAACUGCCCAGAAAAAGGAGAUUAUCAAAGCCUACAGGAAACUGGCACAACAGUGGCAUCCGGACAACUUCCAGGAUCCGGAGGAAAAGAAGAGGGCUGAGAAGAAGUUCAUAGACAUCGCUCAGGCUAAAGAGGUUCUCACUGACCCAGAGAUGAGAACCAAGUUCGACCAAGGAGAGGACCCCAUGGAUCCGGAGAGCCAGCGGGGUCAUCAUCAUCAUCAGCACUUCCAUGGAGGCUACCAGGGCUUCCAGGGUUUCAAUCCGUUUGGCUCUGGACCCUUUAACUUUAAAUUCAACUUUAACUAAGGAAACUCAUAUCCAGCCCAGCUGGAGCGGAUUUUCCUCCCUAUUUAAAAGGGAGAUCGCUGGCAUAAGGAAUGUCAGAAAUGUCACAAGUCUCACAAAAUGUGGAGCAAAUUGUGACUUGAAUUCAGUGACCUUAAAUUAAAUAUGCAUCUUUGUUGUUGAAUAAUACAACUUUGAAUUUCAUUUGGGGAAGGUAUGUUGCUAUGCUAACAAAUAUGUCCCAUGUGUGAAGCAGCUUUUAUCUUUAAAGUGUUAAGUGGUUAAUUCUGACACUUGCAUCCUUUCCACACUUUACAAUUCACAUCCAUUCGUAAGAUUCAAUUUGUACAUAGGUACAGUACUAUUUUUAUAUGAAUGGAGUUUUUCUGAACUGUAAAUAAAGACCUAUUUAUGUACCUUAAAUUGAA
This is a messenger RNA of Perca fluviatilis (European perch), 1922 nucleotides long. It is a transcript of the gene dnajc3a, whose product is annotated as DnaJ (Hsp40) homolog, subfamily C, member 3a. The coding region runs from base 1 to 1515 and encodes 504 amino acids. The transcript is spliced from 12 exons. NCBI's taxonomy places the organism in Eukaryota, Metazoa, Chordata, Actinopteri, Perciformes, Percidae. Gene Ontology annotation, biological process: protein folding in endoplasmic reticulum. The record is from RefSeq and is a predicted model, not a curated record. Gene Ontology annotation, cellular component: endoplasmic reticulum. Gene Ontology annotation, molecular function: protein-folding chaperone binding; misfolded protein binding.